Molecule: messenger RNA, 2418 nt
Organism: Octodon degus (degu)
Lineage: Eukaryota; Metazoa; Chordata; Mammalia; Rodentia; Octodontidae
Gene: Umod
Product: uromodulin
Exons: 11
Coding region: 225-2165 (646 amino acids)
Biological process (GO): neutrophil migration
Cellular component (GO): apical plasma membrane; cell surface
Molecular function (GO): calcium ion binding
Source: RefSeq, a predicted model, not a curated record
ACAAUCUCAAGAAACAGAUCUAGAGAAUAAUUGGAGGACAGAUUGCCAGCCAAGGGCAAAUGUGUAUAUAUUUGUAGGAAAUGCGCUCUUGUGAAUGGUCCAGUCCUGUCCUCUGGCUUCAAGGAAUUCAGCCUCAGAACAGGGAAGAAGCGCCAGAGGCCAGUCCCUCCUUGUCUCUGGACUCGUGUGCCCAGGAUCAGAAGGAGCUGUGAAGUGCAGAAGCAAUGGGGCGGCUGCUCUCUCUGAGCUGGGUACUGAUGGCAGUGGCAAUGACCUCUUGGGUCAUCACGGCAACAGCCAGUGAGCUCACCUCAGAAGCCAGAAAGUGCUCUGAGUGUCACAGCAAUGCCACCUGUACAGAGGAUGGGGUCAUCACUACAUGCUCCUGCCAAGAUGGUUUCUCUGGCAAUGGGCUGGAGUGCGUGGACGUGGACGAGUGUGCCAUUCCAGAGGCGCACAACUGCUCAGCCAACAGUAGCUGCGUGAACACGCUGGGCUCCUACGCGUGCGUGUGUGCAGACGGCUUCCUGCUGACGCCCGGGCUGGGCUGCACCGAUGUGGAUGAGUGUGCGAAGCCGGGGCUCAGCCGCUGCCAUGCACUGGCCACCUGCGUCAACGUGGAAGGCAACUACUCGUGCGUGUGCCCCGAGGGCUAUGUGGGAGAUGGUUGGCACUGUGAGUGCUUCCCUGGCUCCUGCGGGUCGGGGCUGGACUGCGUGCCCGAGGGCGAGGGUGGGGCCCUCGUGUGCGCGGACCCGUGUCGUGCAUACCACACACUGGACCAGUAUUGGCGCAGCGCAGACUAUGGCGCUGGCUACUCCUGCGACAUGGACCUGCACGGCUGGUACCGCUUCAAGGGCCAGAGUGGCGUGCGCAUGGCUGACAGCUGUGUGCCUGUCCUACGCUGCAACACUGCGGCGCCCCUCUGGCUCAACGGCACACACCCAUCCAACAAUGAGGGCAUAGUGAGUCGCACGGCCUGCGCGCACUGGAGCGGACACUGCUGCAUGUGGGAAACACAGGUUCAGGUGAAGGCCUGUGCCGGUGGCUACUUCGUCUACAACCUGCCAGCACCCCCGGAGUGCCACCUGGCUUACUGCACGGAUCCCACCUCCGUGGAGGGGACAUGUGAGGAGUGCAGUAUAGACGAGGAUUGCAUAUCGGAUAAUGGCAGAUGGCGCUGUCAAUGCAAGCAGGACUUCAAUGUCACUGAUGUCUCUCUCGUGGAGCGCAAGCUGGAGUGUGGAGCCAGUGACAUCAAGGUGUCCCUGGGCAAGUGCCACCUGAAAAACCUGGGCUUCAAGAAGAUCUUCAUGUAUCUGCGUGAUAGCCGCUGCUCUGGCUUCAUGGAGAGGGGUGAACGGGAUUGGAUGUCUGUGGUGACCCCGGCCCGUGAUGGUCCCUGUGGGACAGUGUUGACGAGGAAUGAAACUCAUGCCACCUACAACAACACCCUCUACCUGGCAAAUGAGAUGAUCAUUCGUGACAUCAACAUCAAAAUCAACUUCGAGUGCUCUUACCCACUGGACAUGAAAGUCAGCCUGAAGACUUCCCUGCAGCCCAUCGUCAGUGCCCUGAAUAUCAGCGUGGGUGGGACGGGUCUGUUCACCGUGCGGAUGGCACUGUUCCAGAGUCCUGCCUACAUACAGCCCUACCAAGGGUCCUCAGUGGAGCUAUCUACUGAGGCCUUUCUCUACGUGGGCACCAUGCUGGAUGGAGGUGACCUGUCCCGGUUUGUACUGCUAAUGACCAACUGCUAUGCCACACCCAGUGGCAAUGCCACAGACCCCAUGAAAUACUUCAUUAUCCAGGACAGAUGUCCACAGACUUCAGACUCAACUAUUCAAGUGGUGGAGAAUGGGGAAUCCCCCCAGGGCCGAUUUUCUGUCCAGAUGUUCCGGUUUGCUGGAAACUAUGACCUAGUCUACCUGCACUGUGAAGUCUACCUGUGUGACACUGUGAACGAGAAAUGCAAACCGACCUGCACUGGGACCAGAUUCCGAUCUGGGGGCUUCAUAGACCAAUCCCGUGUCCUCAACUUGGGUCCCAUCACUCGGAAAGGUGCCCAGGCCAUAGUCUCCAGGGCCACUUCCAGCAGCUUGGAGCUCCUGAAGAUCUGGCUACCUCUGCUUGUCUCGGCCACCUUGACCUUGACGUUUCAGUGAUCAGUGGUGUGAAGCCCUGUGCUUGGUGGCUCCCAGCUCACUUCCUGCCGGCCAGGAGGGGAGGUGCCAGCAAGUGCUCGCCCUUCCAUCAAUGUGCUCCUGUUUCACCUGCUAACUCUCUGCUUUGUGAGAAGAGCCUGUGUCCUUCAGUGCUUCCCACUCUCAAGAUGGGACUUGUGACUUGCCUGCACACGACCCUGUCUCCUAGUAGAGUACGGAAAAAUGAUAAUUAAAAAUAUAGCCUUUGAAGUCA